Molecule: messenger RNA, 1077 nt
Organism: Sipha flava (yellow sugarcane aphid)
Lineage: Eukaryota; Metazoa; Arthropoda; Insecta; Hemiptera; Aphididae
Product: testis-specific serine/threonine-protein kinase 2-like
Exons: 4
Coding region: 1-1077 (358 amino acids)
Biological process (GO): mitotic cell cycle; protein phosphorylation; regulation of cytokinesis
Cellular component (GO): spindle pole; nucleus; centrosome
Molecular function (GO): ATP binding; protein kinase activity
Source: RefSeq, a predicted model, not a curated record
AUGUCCGUAAACGCACUGAUAUACCGGCUUGUAUCCGCAAUGUCGGACGCGGCGUUUUUAAGAGAAAAGCACAUAUACGUAGAGCGGCUUGUGGGCACGGGAUCGUUCUCUAAGGUGUACCUGACCCGAGUCGGGGAUAUCAAAAGCAAAAUGGUGGCGACAAAAGUAAUCGACAAGAAUUUCGUCUCGGAUAAUUUCGUCCAAAAGUUUUUGCCCCGUGAACUCGAUGUGCUGCUCAAACUAAAACAUCCGUUCGUGAUACCGGUGUACAGCAUCUACCAGAACUACAACAGGGUGUACAUAAACAUGGAGUACGCGGUCAACGGCGACAUGGCCGCGUUCCUAAAGACGGUCAGGCUGUCUGAGCCGCAGAUCCGCUCGUGGCUGGUGCAGAUCCUGUGGGCGCUGCAGUACAUGCACCGGGUGGGCGUGGUGCACCGGGACCUCAAGUGCGAGAACUUGCUGCUGACGAUUAACUACAAUGUGCGCGUUGCCGACUUUGGGUUCGCGCGGUUCGUGAGCCGCGGCCGGAACCCGCGCGCCAAGUCCAUAUGCGGCACGCAGACGUACCUGUCGCCGGAGUUGCUGUUGGGCACGAAGCCAUACAACCCCGUGGUCGCGGACGUGUGGGCCAUCGGCGUGGUGCUGUUCAUGAUGGCCAACAACCUGCCGCCGUUCAACGACUCCCGGAAGAAGGACAUAAUCAAUAAACAGUUGGCUAAAGAUUUUAAGUUCAGAAACGUAUUGAAUCGAAGCGAGUCUCUUAAAAUAUUGACCACCAUGUUCCUGGAACCAGAUAUUCUUCAGCGUAUAACAAUUAAAAGAGCUUUGCAAAGCUCGUGGAUAAAAGAAGGCAAUAUCGAAACUCCCAUGGCCGUACAUAGAGCUACCAAUAAUGGCAAAUUGGAGGAAAAUUUAAGACAACCGGUUAUUUCAUCGGACACUCUGACUCAACCUUUAUUUAGUUACGAAUCAACCAAUAUCAAGGAAUCGUUGAGCGAGUUCAACAUGAAUUUUACCGACAUCCAUAAGCCCGAUGAAGAUUUCAGACCUUUUUCAGUGAUAGCAGUUCCAUGA